This is a messenger RNA of Saimiri boliviensis boliviensis (Bolivian squirrel monkey), 1144 nucleotides long. RefSeq names its product rho-related GTP-binding protein RhoC. The record is from RefSeq and is a predicted model, not a curated record. Lineage: Eukaryota; Metazoa; Chordata; Mammalia; Primates; Cebidae. Gene Ontology annotation, biological process: small GTPase-mediated signal transduction. Gene Ontology annotation, molecular function: GTPase activity; GTP binding.
UUGUGUUUCAGGAUAUGUGAAGAAAGACAUUCACUAUAACAUGUUUUUAAGAGUGAAGACUAGAAAAAUCUAAGCAUCCAGCAAUAAGGAAAUGUACAAAUAAAAUGUUGCGGGGUCAGUCCGAGCCUCCGGCACCGGCCGCGCAGCUGGAGGUGGCGCAGCUGAAGCCCUACCAUGGCUGCAAUCCGAAAGAAGCUGGUAAUCGUUGGGGAUGGUGCCUGCCUCCUCAUCAUCUUUAGCAAGGAUCAGUUUCUAGAAGUCUACGUGCCUACUGUCUUUGAGAACUAUAUUGCGGACGUUGAAGUGGACUGCAAACAGGUGGAGCUGGCUCUGUGGGAUACAGCAGGACAGGAUGACUAUGAUCGACAGCGGCCUCUCUCCUACCCCGACACUGAUGUCAUCCUCAUGUGCUUCUCCAUCAACAGCCCCGACAGCCUGGAAAACAUUCCUGAGAAGUGGACGCCAGAGGUGAAGCACUUCUGCCCCAACGUGCCCAUCAUCCUAGUGGGGAAUAAGAAGGACUUGAAGCAAGAUGAGCACACCAGGAGAGAGCUGGCCAAGAUGAAGCAGGAGCCUGUUCGGUCUGAGGAAGGCCGAGUCACGGCGAACCGGAUCAGUGCCUUUGGCUACCUUGAGUGCUCAGCCAAGACCAAGGAGGGAGUGCGGGAGGUGUUUGAGAUGGCCACUCGGGCUGGCCUCCAGGUCCGCAAGAAGAAGCGCCAGAGGGGCUGUCCCAUUCUCUGAGAUCCCCAAGGCCUCUUCUACAUGCCCCCUCCCUCCACAGGGGUACAGAAAUUAUCACCCUACAACCCCAGCCUCCUGAAGGCUCCGUGCUGACGGCUCCCUUCUCAGUUCCCUCCUGCCCAGGACUGCAUUGAAGUUUCCCAGCCCCAAGGUGGUGGCGCGAGCCCUCCCUCCCAAUGCUCUGGGAGCCGGGCGUUGCCCUUCCUCAGGGUCCCUGGGGCGCGUGCCCCCUUUAAUCUUCCCCAAAGGAUGGUCACAUACCAGCACUUUAUACACUUCUGGCUCACAGCAAAGUGUCUGCGGUAGGGGACCCAAGAGUCCCAGGCCCCUGGAGUUGUUCUCGGUUAAGGGCCUCAUCUCUGCAUUUGGUCAAGGGGGCAUGAAUAAAGGCCACAGGAUC